ACCUUAUUUUUCCAAACAUAACCUUGCUUUUGCCGCCUGCAAAUUUCAGUUCAAAAGCAGAUUCAAUUUGGCAAAUUUGAUUAUGGAAAUCUCAUUAGAUAUUGUUGAUAAUCUCAAAAAAACUUAUGCGAAACCUCUUUACAUAAAAGAUCUCUCCGAACAUGGGCAAAUUACUUGUAUCGAACUAUCUCAAUUUGAAAGAUCUCAAGAUGUAGUACUCAUUGGCUUUGGAAAUAAAAUAUUACUAGGAUAUUUCAAAUUCUCUGGUAACGUUCAUUUAGAAAUAAUUUCUGAGUUCCCUUUUCCAUGUCGAUGUACUGGGUUAAGUAUAUCGCCAGAAACAAAUUUGAGCGCUGUUCCUAAUUCAGUAUCCUUUUGCGCAGCUGGAAGUGAUUUUAAGAUCAGAGUUAUUAAGUCUGAUUUGGAAAAUGAGAGUUUUUGUAAGAUUCUGAAUGGCCAUACAAGUUAUAUCAAUGAUCUGAAGUAUGAUUUAGAUGACAAAUAUUUAGCUUCUGUUGGUGAUGAUAACUCUCUGAGAAUUUGGGACUUGGAAACUUAUGAAUGUACAGCACUUCAUUUAAAUUUUGCUGGGGUAGCUGUUCAGUGGCAUAAAGACGAUCCGUCAAAGCUACUGGUUGCUGAUAAAGUGGGUGUAAUAAGAUUAUAUAAUACUGAAACUUUGAAACCAAUUUUAUCUUUCGAUUCUGGAAAGUUAUUGUCAGCUUGUCAUUGGUCCCCAUCUAGAAACCAAGAUAUUGCAUCUUUACAAUUAGGAGAAUUAUCUCUUUGGGACAUAACAACCCCAAGUACACCAACAAUUUCUUCAUUGGUAUUCACAGAAGCUGGAGGACACCUGAAGUUCAGUCCCCAAGGAGAUUUAAUUGCAGCAUUAAAUCCCCUAGAAGGUACUCUGAAGGUGUUUAAAACAAGAAUGCUGGAACUGAAAUUUUCAACUUUCUUAAAUUUACCAACGAAUUUUUGUUGGCAUUAUAAAUAUCCAUUGAUUUGUGUAGGUGAUGAUAGUAAAUUUUGUAUCUGGAAAGUUAACACAUUGUAGGUUGAAUAAAUAAAUUUUUCUUUUUUUAUA
Coccinella septempunctata (seven-spotted ladybird) is the source of this 1087-nucleotide messenger RNA. RefSeq names its product nucleoporin Nup37 (gene Nup37). The transcript has 5 exons. The coding region runs from base 83 to 1057 and encodes 324 amino acids. Lineage: Eukaryota; Metazoa; Arthropoda; Insecta; Coleoptera; Coccinellidae. Gene Ontology annotation, molecular function: protein binding. Gene Ontology annotation, cellular component: nuclear pore outer ring. The record is from RefSeq and is a predicted model, not a curated record.